Messenger RNA from Phanerochaete carnosa HHB-10118-sp, 1923 nucleotides. RefSeq lists its product as uncharacterized. Lineage: Eukaryota; Fungi; Basidiomycota; Agaricomycetes; Polyporales; Phanerochaetaceae. Gene Ontology annotation, cellular component: cytoophidium; cytoplasm. Gene Ontology annotation, molecular function: CTP synthase activity; identical protein binding. The record is from RefSeq and is a predicted model, not a curated record. The transcript has 10 exons. Gene Ontology annotation, biological process: CTP biosynthetic process; pyrimidine nucleobase biosynthetic process. Bases 1 to 1707 code for a protein of 568 amino acids.
AUGAACAUUGAUGCUGGCACGAUGAGGCCGCAGGAACAUGGAGAAGUCUAUGUCCUGAACGAUGGCGGGGAGGUCGACCUCGAUCUCGGAAACUAUGAACGUUAUCUUGACGUGACACUGUCGCGUGAUAACAACAUUACGACUGGCAAGAUCUACAGCCAGGUCAUUGAGAAAGAGAGGCGCGGUGACUAUCUUGGAAAGACCGUCCAAGUAAGUCUUAUUGUCCCCCAUGUUACGAAUGCCAUUCAAGACUGGGUAGAGCGCGUCGCGAAGAUUCCUGUCGACGACACGGAUGAAGAGCCGGAUGUCUGCAUCGUCGAACUCGGCGGAACCGUCGGUGACAUCGAAUCCGCCCCGUUCGUUGAGGCCAUGCGGCAGUUCCAGUUCCGCGUCGGCCACGAGAACUUUGCCCUUAUUCACGUGUCUCUCGUCCCCGAUAUGCACGGCGAACAGAAGACGAAACCGACACAGACCACAGUGCACGCCCUGCGCGGACUUGGACUCCUGCCCGACCUCAUCGCGUGCCGUCUCAUCGUCCAGAAGCCGCUCGAGCCCGCGACAAAGGAGAAGAUCUCCAUGUUCUGCCACGUCUCCGCCGAGCAGGUCAUCGGCGUCCAUGAUGUCGCGUCGGUGUACCAUGUACCGCUGCUCCUGCAGUCCCAGGGCAUCGUCCAGUUCAUGCAGAAGCGCCUUAACCUGACGAGCCUGAAGCUCACGAAGGAGAUGACCGACCGUGGGCACAACCUCGAGCGUCGGUGGAGAGAGAUGACCUCUCGCCAAGAACGCGUCUUCGACGAGGUCACUAUCGCGCUGGUCGGCAAGUAUACUGACCUCAUGGACUCUUAUAUGUCCGUUACAAAGGCCCUCGAGCAUUCGGCGUUCCGCUGCCAUAGAAGACUAACCCUCAAGUGGGUAAACUCCUCAGAUCUUGAGCCCGAGGCCCAAGUAUCAAACCCCGCGCGGUAUCAUGAUGCCUGGAAGGCUGUCGUCUCUGCUGGCGGUAUCCUUGUUCCCGGCGGGUUCGGCACGCGAGGAACCGAAGGCAUGAUGCUCGCGAUCAAGUGGGCGCGCGAGCAGAAGGUGCCGUUCUUCGGUAUCUGCCUCGGCUUCCAGCUCGCCGUCGUUGAGUGGGCGCGCAAUGUCUGCGGCAUUCCUGACGCGCUGUCGAGCGAGUCCGACGAGCACGCCGCGUCCCCCGUCGUCAUCUUCAUGCCCGAGAUCUCGCGGACGCACAUGGGCGGCACGAUGCGCCUCGGCCUGCGCCCGACCGUCUUCGAGCCCGGCACCGAGCGCUGGAGCAGGGUGCGCAGGCUCUACGGCGGCGCGGAGAAGAUCUGGGAGCGCCACCGGCACCGGUACGAGGUCAACCCGGCGUACAUAGCCCGCCUUGCCGAGAGCGGGCUCGCGUUCGUCGGCAAGGACGAGAAGGGCGAGCGCAUGCAGGUGCUCGAGCUGCCAGAUCACCCGUACUUUGUCGGCCUCCAGGCGCACCCCGAGUUUUGCACGCGCCCGCUCAACCCGUCUCCGCCCUUCCUCGGGUUCGUCGCCGCCGCCUCCGGCCUCAAGGUACUCGAAGAGCAGCUCGAGCUACAACUCAAGACCUUCAAGCCACCCCACCCCGUGCAUGCGAUGGUGAGCGAGGCCGAGCUGCGCAACACCGAGCCGACGGCGCGCGGCAAGGAGGUCGUGAUGUCGAGCGACCAGUGAAAUCUUUGGAAACUUGUCUUAGACGUAGUAUAGCCCGCGUGUAUCAUUUUAUUUCAACCCUGCACAGGCCUUUUUUGCAUAGAUGGCGUUCUAAUUGGCCUGCGAGAGGCAUCAGCCCAAAGCGAGUUGACAACGAGAGAAUUACAGGACGGAAAGCAUGCUAAGAUAAAACAUCUACAAUAUAGGUGAUACUGAGAGUAGGGGUGGUGGCGGUAG